AUGGGGAUCAGCUCGGUGGCGCAGCACUUCAACAAGAAGCUCUUUGCCUCCGUUUUCCUCAUCGCCGUGUCCCAGUUCAACUAUGGCUUCGACAACCAGGCCUUCACCUCGACGCAGGCCAUGGACGCGUUUGAGCGGCAGUUUGGCGAGUACGACCCGGCAAAGAAGACGUGGGCGAUCCCGACGUACUUUCUAUCGCUGCUGAACAGUCUCAACUACAUUGGCUUUGCCGUUGGCCUCGUCAUUGGAAGUUUAACAAGCGCCCGUUUCGGCCGUCGAACGACCAUGUUCGUCAUGAGCGUGUACGCCUUGAUCAGCGCCACGAUCGUAGUUACUGCGACCAAGAAGGAGCAGAUUUUGAUGGGUCGUAUCCUCAACUACGUCUACAUCGGUUUCGAGCUGUCCGUCGUCCCGGUAUACCAAUCCGAAAUCGUCCCGGCUCCGGUCCGAGGAAUGGUUGUCGGAACAUAUCAACUGGCCAUCGGUCUCGGUGGACUUGUAAUCAACUCAAUCUGCCGCGGGACAUCGCAGUUCCAAGAUAGCCGCGCCUACAGGAUCCCCUUUGGCCUCUUCUACGUGAUUCCCAGCAUCGUCAUCUCCCUAAUCUGGUUCAUCCCCGAGUCUCCCCGCUGGCUCCUCCUCCGGGACCGCGUCGAAGAGGCCCAGAAAGCCCACCACCUCCUCCGCGCCGGCACGAUGUCCGACGACGCCAUCGCCCUCGAGUUCGCCCAGAUCCAGCAGUCCCUCCGCGACGAGCCCGAGCAGGGCCGCACCAAGGAGCUCUUCCAGGGCGUCAACCUCAAGCGGACCGCCAUCGCCAUGGGCAUGUCCUUCUUCCAGCAGGCCACGGGCCAGGCCUUCGCGAGCCAGUACGGCGCCGUAUGGGUCAAGUCGCUGGGGACGCUGAACCCUUUCGACGUCACGCUGGGGUCUUCGGCUCUGACGAGCGGAAUGAUCAUCACCUGUCUGUUCUUGACGGAUCGGGUUGGACGACGCAAAAUCCUUCUCCUCGGCUCCUUGGUCCAGGCCUCGGCACUCUACACCAUGGCCGGUCUGGGCGUCCCAACCCCCGUGCCGAAUGCCCAUAAAUCCGGCAUGGUCGGUAUGCUCCUGGUAUUUGGAGCCGGCUUCGGUCUGGGCUGGGGCCCGCUGACCUACGUCGUCGUCACCGAGAUCCCCGCCUUGCGACUCCGUGACCGUUCCCAGCGGGCCUCGUCGCUGGUGAACAUCUUUAUGAACUUCCUCGUCAACUUCACGCUGCCGUACUUGCUCAAUGCGCCGUAUGCCGCGCUGCAGAGCAAGGUGGGCUUCAUUUUCGGCAGCAUCGCAGUGUGCUCUGCUCUGUUUGUCUUCUUUUGCGUGCCCGAGUGCAAGGGCCGCAGUCUGGAAGAGAUUGACCGCAUGUUCCACAACGGUGUGCCGGUUCGGCAUUUCGCUGACCAUCCAAAGUUUGAGGACGGAAUCACGGCAGCCAAGGAGGCGGAUGAAGAAGAUGUUAUUGAGCAGCGGGCAGUUACGCAAGAAGUCAAAUAG
Messenger RNA from Colletotrichum truncatum, 1533 nucleotides. Its product is annotated as sugar transporter. Lineage: Eukaryota; Fungi; Ascomycota; Sordariomycetes; Glomerellales; Glomerellaceae. Gene Ontology annotation, molecular function: carbohydrate:proton symporter activity. Gene Ontology annotation, biological process: carbohydrate transport; transmembrane transport. Gene Ontology annotation, cellular component: membrane. The record is from RefSeq and is a predicted model, not a curated record.